This is a messenger RNA of Teleopsis dalmanni, 2740 nucleotides long. RefSeq names its product protein Skeletor, isoforms B/C-like. The record is from RefSeq and is a predicted model, not a curated record. NCBI's taxonomy places the organism in Eukaryota, Metazoa, Arthropoda, Insecta, Diptera, Diopsidae. Bases 1 to 2628 code for a protein of 875 amino acids. The transcript is spliced from 10 exons.
AUGAAUGAACCAAUAAAUAAUAAAAAUAAAAAUUCUAUAGCGGAGAGCUCGGCUAAACAGAGCUCCAAAUCUUCGGACACUAAGUGUCCAAAUAAGGUACCUACCGCGACUUCCAGUGGUAAUAAGAAGGUGCCUUCAAAUAAUAAUAAACAAAACGUAUCGAUACGCUCCGGACCACAAAUUCGGUCAGGCCCUCCAGGGAGGAGGAGUUACAAGGAACGCCGAGCGGCGACUAGACUGCUCGAAAGAUACGGCAAUAUUUCGGUUACAUCCGAAUCUAUGAAGGCCAGGAUUGCCUGGGCUAAGCAGGUCCUCGAUACCUCGAAGGACAAGCAGGAACCUGCUACGAAGCGACAGCGCUCAUUAGAUGAGUCAGCUUCAAAACCUGAUGCCAAAAAGGCAAAAUUUCGUGGCAACGCCACAAAUGCAAAAUCCUUUAGCGACAUGCUGAAGGGUUCUUUAAUAAUGGGAGUCAUUGAUGAAAAUGACCCGGAUGGCACAAUUACACCUGCUAAGUGGGACUUAAUUGAGCUCAAGCUCCUUGACAUUUAUGUCGAUCUCCUGAAGGACUUUCCUGGAGACGGUCCCACUUGUCGCGAUACUGCAGGCGAUGAUGAGGAUGGACCAUAUCAAGGCAAAUAUUUAGGCAAAUUAAACUCAUAUCACCAUCAAGUAUCCGGUGAUGUUUAUGCUGUCAAUGAGUAUACAUUCUUAUUGAUUGGUUUUAAUUAUGAUGGUAAUGGAGGUGAUACAUUCUUUUGGGCUGGAGCAUCCAAUCGUCCAGGUCCUCAGGGCUUUAUAGUACCAGAUGAAUAUAGCAAGACUAACAUACUUGAUCGUUACCAUAAUAAAGACUUUACACUGACUUUACCAGAUCGUAAAAAAAUUACUGAAAUUAAAUGGCUUGCAAUUUACGAUCUUAAUACUCAAAAUAAUUUUGGUGAUGUCUAUAUACCAGAAGAAUUUGAGCCACCACGUUCUCAAGAUGGUGGUACAUUAUCACGCCGUAGUCAUAAUGUUAGUAGCAGUGGUAUUGAGAUAUUAGAUUCUAAAACAAUACGUAUCAAAGACUUUAACUAUGAUGGUUUGGGUAAGCGUACAUUUUUUUGGGCGGGAGUAGGCGCACAACCAUCAAGUCGUGGUAGUAAAAUACCAGAUGAAAUGGGCUACUUGGAUCCUAUACGGAAAUAUAUUAAAGAAACUAUAACAAUUGAAUUGCCUGGUGACAAAACUAUAUUUGACAUAGACUGGAUAAGCAUUUAUGAUUUAGCUGACAAUGAAAACUAUGGUCAUGUACUGAUAACAGAUAAUUUGAAUGUACCACCUUCUUUGGUCAAAAUAACACCUUAUGAAUUUUCGCUGCCAAAUUGUCGACAAUUACAUAAAAAUCUUCAAGUUUCGUGGGAAGUUUUUGGACCACAAAUUACGUUACAACUAUCAGGGCAGGUAGAGAAAAAUGAUUAUAUGUCGUUUGGUAUAUCUGGUUCGGAGAGCUCUAGUCAAAUGAUAGGCGCUGAUGUAGUUGUGGCAUAUAUUGAUGAUAUACGUGGUUAUUCGGUGGAUUAUAAUAUAACCUCUUUAGCACCUUGCGUACAAGUUCUGGGACAAAACAAAGGCGUAUGUCGGGAUGACGUUGUUGGUGGCUUGGAUAGUUUUCAAUUAAAUACUUACAGUCGUAAAGAUGGAAUCAAUACAAUUACUUUCCGUAGAACUUUGAUUUCAUCUGAUUCUGGAGAUAAGGAAAUACGUCUGGAUAAAAGCAAUUACGUUGUGUGGGCUCUUGGACAGUUGGAUUCUAAUAAUGAACCAGCUUAUCAUAACAUUUAUCCAAAGAGUGAUAUAUUAAUUGAUUUUAAUACAACUGAACCGGUUAACGAUUGCUUUAGUUUUACAAAACGGGCGGAUAGUCCAGUACAAGUGUGGGAGAAAGUGCGAAUACAAGAUCCCACGAUUCGUACUUUUAAUGCAUAUUUGGGACCUUCCGGUGCUUUGCGAGGUUAUCAAGGUCUUACUGGUCAUGUUUCCAGCGGUUUAGCUUGGUAUAUAAAUGGUUAUAUGAUACCAGAAUUAUAUUUAAAACGUGGCUUAACAUAUUUCUUUAAGGUAAAGGGUGGCAAUAAUCCACAUUCUCCAGAACAUUAUCAACCAUUGAUAAUAACAGACGAACCACACGGUGGUUAUGAUCGACUUAGUGAUGCAAAACAAAGUGAGAUACGAGUUUUAGCUGGUGUUGAAUUUACGCGUAGAGGUCGUCCAAAGCCGACAGCAGCUGGACCACUAUGUUUGUCGAAGUAUCCACUCAAUUACGAUCGUCGCUUAGAUGAUAAUUUUCCAAGUUUUAAAAAAUUCAAUCGUUCCUUGAUUUCUGUUUGUAGCAGUGAAGAUCCUGCUUUACUAGAAAUCACUCCGAACAUAACAUGGCCGGAUACAGUAUACUAUAAUAGCUUUACCCAUGCAAAUAUGGGUUGGAAAAUACAUAUUGUCGACAGUUACACUAAUCUGCGUAAUAGUGGUAACAGUAGAGUCUUCAAAUUAGCAAGUAAUUAUUAUAUGCAUAUUCUGACAUAUACUGCAUUAAUGCUAUUUGCAAUUUAUGGAUUAGCUCCUAAUCGUGUGAUUAUAACAUAAAUUCCUGCCUGUAGUUUAUUUAAGUGUAAUUAGCAAUAUAUUUCUAAGUGUAUAUCGUAAACGACUGAAGUCAUACAUGUCCAAAUAAAUUACUCAUACUAAUAAUUUAAAC